Messenger RNA from Dibothriocephalus latus, 315 nucleotides. Lineage: Eukaryota; Metazoa; Platyhelminthes; Cestoda; Diphyllobothriidea; Diphyllobothriidae. The record is from the annotation of a GenBank genome assembly.
AUGCAUUCUUCUCAAGAAGGUUGCGACGUCCAACGUGUCUUAGCUGAACUGCAAUCUGAUAUCGAUCUUCGGUUUCGCCCGUGGCUGUUUCCCGAACACCUGGAGCUGGCAACUGCUGAUGCGUUGUCGGCCAAUGCCAGGCGCAACGGCGGCUGGGCUGAUGUACGUGAUCAAACGCUCUGUCUCAGUUUAGCCAGGAACAGAUGGCUGGCACUGACGGAGCAUCCCUCUGUGGUCUCUAAUAACAGGGAUGUUACGCGCUUAGAACCCCUUCUUAAGGAUGUCUCUCUCACCGAAACUGACCCUCUUUCUUAA